Hyla sarda is the source of this 858-nucleotide messenger RNA. RefSeq names its product taste receptor type 2 member 4-like. NCBI's taxonomy places the organism in Eukaryota, Metazoa, Chordata, Amphibia, Anura, Hylidae. The transcript has 2 exons. Gene Ontology annotation, cellular component: membrane. Gene Ontology annotation, molecular function: G protein-coupled receptor activity; bitter taste receptor activity. Gene Ontology annotation, biological process: G protein-coupled receptor signaling pathway; detection of chemical stimulus involved in sensory perception of bitter taste; sensory perception of taste. Bases 1 to 858 code for a protein of 285 amino acids. The record is from RefSeq and is a predicted model, not a curated record.
AUGACUGCAUUGUCUCUUCCAUACAUUCUCCUGGCCGUGCUCUAUGUGGAAUGUCUGGUGGGAUUCACAGUAAAUAUGAUUAUUGUGGUGGCUAACUUCAUGAAAUGGAAAAGCCUGAUAUCUCUCCUGACCUGUGAUAAGAUCUUUAGCUCUUUGGCCAUGUCCAGAGCCUUGUAUUUUAUAUGUGUUGCUUUGCGGAACUCCAUCUUUCAACUUCUUCCAUGGCUAAUAAAAAGCAAAAUGUUAAGGUCAACCGUGUACAUUCUGACUUUGUUCAUGUUCUCCAGCAGUCAGUGGUUGGCCACUCUCCUCUGUGUCUUCUACUGUGUGAAGAUUGUGACCUACAACUAUAAACUCUUCAACUUCCUGAAGACCCAGAUCUCCACCAUGGUCCCGCAGUUUAUUCUCGUUUCUCUGAUAAUCUCACUGAUCUCCAACCUUCCAUUGGGUUGGUUUGGCUUUAAAUUAGAGCCACAAAAUUUAUUGAAUGGUUCCAAUGAAUCUAUGAUGGACUAUGGAAGUGGUAUUGUUCCAGACUUUAAUAGUCGGUUCCUGAUCUUUACUGUCGGCUCCUUUCCACCAUUUGUAAUAUUUUUUGUUGCCAACUCACUGUUAAUCCAUUUCCUCCUCAUUCACGCCAGACGGGUGAGGAGCAAUGAGUCACAUAUCCAGAGCCCAAACCUAAAAUCUCACUUUGAUGCAUUGAAAAAGUUAUUUGUUGAUAUCUUUAGCUUCAAGUCAUCAAGUCCAUAUAAACCAAACAAAAGACUGAAGAUCAGUGAGAUCAGCAGAGAGACCCAAAUCAACCAUGGGACCAUGGUGGAAAUCCGGGUCUUCAGGAAGAUGAAGAGUUUAUAG